UCCGUCUCUCACACGCACGCACCAUUGACAUUGGCCAUAUGAGGUGACUUACCUCGAGCACAGGCGUAAACUCAUCCCGAGAGGUAGGUGGUAUAAUACAGCUUCAGCUGUCACAUGAAUUAAAGACUAUUCAAACAAUACUCAAAAGCCAAGCGCUCAAAAACCACGCUCAAGUUCCAUCCUAUCGUACCCUCUCCCUCUAUGAUCCACUCACAACUCCUUCUUCUCCUCCGGAACAUGCUCCCUCUGGAACUUCUUACUAAACACCGUCUGCACAACCCCCUGCACAGCAAAGAACCCAACAGCCCCCGCGACCCCAAGCCCAAAUGUCUUCCACGUCAACUCACCACGCGCAUACUUCUUAUACCCCGUAACCCCCAAAAACGCCAAUCCGAUCGCAUCGACGACGAGUCCGACCAUUGCGUUCGUUUCGCCGAUGUCGCGGUGGAUAACGCGUUUGGCGGAGGCGGCGGAGCGGGAUGCGGUAGUGCGUGCGUCGGAGGCGAGGUCGUGGGCUGCGUGGGUGAGGUUGUGGGCGGCUUUUUCGAUUUUUUGGGCGCCGAUUGCAGCUUUUUCUUCGCCUUCCUCCACGACCUCUCCGAUCUUGUGCUUUACCUCCUGCGCUUUCUCCUCGACAUUCUCCGCAGCAGCCUUCGCAUGCGCUUUCAUCUCCUCCGCCUCCACCCUCGCCCUCUCAGCCGCGGCCUUAAUCGCCUCCUCUUGUUCCUUCUUUGCCUCUUCAGCCAUGCGGUCUUGACGGGCAGCGAUUUCGCGGGCUUCGGAUUGUGUGUUGGUCUGGAUUUCUUGGGUGAGGAAGUCGUGGGGGACAACGGUGACGGAGCCGGAGUCGACGUCGAUUGUGGAUGUGGUUUCUGGGACGUCUUCGGCGAUGACUUCUGGGACGGGGUUCGCCAUUUUUUCUUCGGGGGUUCUGAGGGAUGGUUAGCAUACAUCCCGGUCAAGAGAGGGAAGGGAGAGCUUACUGCUCGGGACCGCGCUUAGCCAUGUCUGCGUAGGAUGCCAUUGCGAGUCGUUGAAGGAGAUGAACAGAGGAGGGUUAGGGAGUUAGGACAAGUGGACGAUCGGAUGUUAAGUACAGCGGCGGGGGU
Molecule: messenger RNA, 1109 nt
Organism: Saitoella complicata NRRL Y-17804
Lineage: Eukaryota; Fungi; Ascomycota; Saitoellomycetes; Saitoellales; Saitoellaceae
Exons: 1
Coding region: 202-1002 (266 amino acids)
Source: RefSeq, a predicted model, not a curated record